Molecule: messenger RNA, 1011 nt
Organism: Salvia splendens (bonfire salvia)
Lineage: Eukaryota; Viridiplantae; Streptophyta; Magnoliopsida; Lamiales; Lamiaceae
Exons: 2
Coding region: 104-1003 (299 amino acids)
Molecular function (GO): DNA binding
Source: RefSeq, a predicted model, not a curated record
GCCGCCGCCGCCUACAGCAGCCGAGCACCUUCAAACAACAGUCCAGCGACCAGCACCUUCCAGCUUUCAGCACCUUCCAGCACCUUCCAGCUUUCCGACAAGAAUGUCUCAUGGAGAAGCUUCAACAGCUGCCACUAGUGGAAAAUGUUCGAAUAGAACUGAUCCGGGCUGGAAGUAUUGUUCUCCCGUUGAUGAAAAGUUGACUAGUAAAGUCAAAUGCCACUUUUGCAACAAAGAGAUGAACGGGGGCAUCACAAGAGCAAAAGAGCAUCUGAUGGGCAAGAAAGGAAAGGUUGCCCCAUGUCCUAGUUGUCCGAAACAGGUGCGAGAUGAGCUUUGGGAUCACUUCCAAUCCAAAAAAAAUUUUGGAAGCUCAGAUUUUGCGAAGUAUACAAAGUUUGUCGAUCUAGGUAGUACUGAUAGUACGAGUGGCAUUGGCAAUGCAGAUGAAGAUGCUACAGUAGUAAGAGGGCCGAUGGAUGCGUUUAUGAAAAGGGGUGCAGCUGCAAGUGCUGGAAAACUAAGCAAAGAGAAUAUGAGGCAACAGAAUGUGAAAGAAUCUCUUGAUAAAAAUGCUGUAGCACUAGUCCACCAGGAUAUUGCUCGGUUUUGGUAUCAUGCAGGCUUGUCGUUCAAUGCGAUUCGGUUGCCGUACUUUGAUCGGAUGGUUAAAUCAAUUGGAGAAUUUGGCAAGAAUUUGCCAGUUCCGAGCUAUCAUGACAUCAGAGUUCCUCUUUUGCACAAAGAGAUGGAACAUACUGAAGCAUUAUUGGAGAAAAAGAAGAAGGUAUGGACGGAGGUUGGUUGCUCGAUUAUGUCAGAUGGAUGGUCUGAUCGGAAACAGAGGAGUAUUAUUAACUUUUUAGUUAAUUCUCCUAGUGGAUCGGUAUUUAUUAGAUCUAUUGAUGCAUCUGGCAUUGUGAAGACAGGAGAAAAAAUAUUUGAGAUGCUUGAUUCUAUGGUUGAUGAAAUUGGUGAAGAAAAUGUUUUUUCUUCACAAUGAUGAUGAGC